This is a messenger RNA of Carya illinoinensis, 766 nucleotides long. RefSeq names its product DNA polymerase epsilon subunit 4. Gene Ontology annotation, molecular function: protein heterodimerization activity. Gene Ontology annotation, biological process: regulation of DNA-templated transcription. Bases 142 to 570 code for a protein of 142 amino acids. The transcript has a single exon. Gene Ontology annotation, cellular component: nucleus. The record is from RefSeq and is a predicted model, not a curated record. Lineage: Eukaryota; Viridiplantae; Streptophyta; Magnoliopsida; Fagales; Juglandaceae.
GACCGAAAAUUCUUAAACAUUGGAUGAGAGAGAGACAGUAAAUUAGAUUCCCGCCAAUUCGAGAUCCUUAGAUCGUUUAUCUUCCCCAAUCAAUAACCGAACUUGCAUCUGGCAUCUCAAUCGACGUUUGCGUUCCAUCGAAUGGAGGAAGAAGAUAACAACGAGACGAUCCUACCCGAAUUCCCCACUGGCCGGGUCAAGAAGAUAAUGAAGCUAGACAAGGACAUCAACAAGGUGAACUCGGAAGCCCUCUUCCUCGUCUCAUGCUCCGCCGAGCUCUUCAUCCGAUUCCUUGCUGAGAAAUCCGCAGAGGUCACAAAAGGGAAGAAGCGGAGGAUAGUGAAGCUCGAACACAUCAGAAUCGCCGUCCAGAGGCACCGGCCGACGAGCGAUUUUCUCCUAGACUCGCUUCCUUUGCCUUCUCAGCCCUUGGAUCGUCCAAUAACUGACCAGAUUCAUCCUCGUCCUGUCACUGAGAAACCGGUUCCAGCUGGCACUCGGCGGAUUGAUGACUUCUUCAACAAGUCAGCAAACAAAAGUCCAAUUCAGAUCGACAACGAGGAGUCGUAGAUUAUUUUUCUUUGGUAACAAUGGAAAAGUUUGGGGCCUACUUAUUAAUUGUACCAAAAGCCACUCCGAUUUGGUGAUCUUGAUUAUCUGGCCCUAAUAUAGAAUGAUUUCAAUUGUGACUGUGACAGUCUUUUGGCCAAAUGCGUAGGCGAAUUUGAUGAUUAUAUUAACGGAGGUGUUACGCAUUACCAGCAAA